Molecule: messenger RNA, 1391 nt
Organism: Cajanus cajan (pigeon pea)
Lineage: Eukaryota; Viridiplantae; Streptophyta; Magnoliopsida; Fabales; Fabaceae
Product: coiled-coil protein
Molecular function (GO): nucleic acid binding
Source: RefSeq, a predicted model, not a curated record
GGUGGAUUCGACCCUGUUUGUGUCUCUCCCAAUUGGAGCAGAAAGUGUUGUUGAGUUAGCACUUAGCAGUUUUGGCGACGACGGUGGUGAAAAUCAGAAUCGAAAAAAAUGGAGAAAGUGAAAGAGAAAGAGAAAGUAGUAGAAAACUGGAGCGAGGCGGUGGAAGACCUUGUCGACGCCGGCGACGUGGAAUCGGCGAUCUCACUGCUCGAAUCCGUCGUGGAAACCCUAAACCCUUCCGAUUCGCCUUCGCAGCUUCAAUUGGCCUCUGCUCUCUCCGACUUGGCCAACCUUUACUCCUCCAAAGGCUUCUCUCUCAAAGCCGAUCACCUUCACUCUCGCGCUUCUCUCCUCAGGCAUUCCACCCGCCAACGACCUCCGAAAGAGGAGGACCGAGUCGUCGAAUCAACCACCGUUGCUUCUCAAGGAAGCGUUGAUAAGCGUGCGGACUUGCCUGCUCCGACCUCCGCCGCUGGUGGUUCUUCCGAUGAAGAUUGGGAAGCAAUAGCUGAUCUUGAACCCGAUGAGUUACUGCCUGCGGUAUCCUCGGAUUGUUCGUUUGGAAUGUCAAAUCUUAAAUUGGAGAAUAAGAAAAGUGGAACCCCAAAAAGGCGUGGAAGAGGGACAUUCUCUUAUGAGAAACAAGAGCUUUAUAGUGAUCAGUUAGUUGGUAGCUCGGUGGUUGAUGUUGAGCGUGAAGAGACUCAAUGUAGUUCGGAAGAUAAUAGAGAUGUACGAAACUCAAAAUAUGGGACCAGUCAUGUUCUUGUUCUGGCUGACUUUUCACCAAGUACUAGAACAACAGAGCUGGAGAAGCUUUUUGAGGACUUCAAAGAUCGUGGAUUUGUAAUUCGCUGGGUCAAUGAUACUGUAGCUCUUGCAGUAUUCCGAACACCUUCUGUUGCCCUUGAGGCUCUAAACAGUGUUCGCUGUUCAUUCACCACGAGGAUACUUGAUGAAGACGAUACACUUCUUAGUUCAAUUAAAGCAAGAGACCUGGAACCACCACGGCAACGGCCGAAAACUUCAGCAGAAGCAGCACAGAGGCUGAUUGCUCGUGGCAUGGGGUUAAAAUUGUCUUCUACGAGCGUUGGGUCCCAAGAUUAUAGAAAGCAAGAAGAUGCUAGGAGAGAACGUAUCGUUAACAGGCAAAAAAUGAGAGAUGAGGCUUGGGGAGACGAUUAGGACUUAUCUUAUGCCACUCUUUUGAUUAUUCUACUAACUUGUAACCCCAUAAAGAGAGAUCGUAUCAUUGAUUCUCUGUUUCUUUUUUUUUGUUUUUAUUUAUAGACCACAUUUAGCCUCUAAUAUUUUCCACUUGUAGAAAGACAACUUUGUUCGAGUAGAAUAGUUUUAUUAGAUUGUAAAUUCUAGUAGGUUUCAUUUCUUGA